AUGACGAGGUUGCUGGACGACGAGGACUAUUUUGGCUUCUCCUUCCGUCUGCCUUCUCCAGCAAGUCUUCAGUCGGACACUCAACCGGAAACCCCUACAACGCUGUGUACCCCACAACGGGUGCAUCGCGUCACUGCAGAUGAACCGGGACCCGACCGGAAAAGGAAAUUGUGGAUGACACCUGAUUAUGGUAUUGGAAUGUCCUCCAGAACGGUACACGUCUUAUCGCAUGCUCUGAUGCCGGAGAAGAUCCUCAAUAGAGUUCCGCCCGCAUACAUAGGUGGGCCCGAGUUGUCGACGGAAAAUCGCGAAUUGCUUCAACACUACCGAACCCAUGUUUGCGAGAUGAUGAUGCCAACCUCGGCCCCGACAAUGAAUACCUACCUUCGACUCUAUCUCCCGCUUGCAGUCCAAGCUCGAAACUCACCUGCUAAGCAAGCCUUGUCGCACGCAAUUUUGGCAGUUGCUGCUCUCAACAAAGCGCAACUUACACCAAGCCACCGUCAACUGUACCGAGAUCAAGUAAGGGAGCAUCAUGAACAGGCCACUUCUAUGAUCAAGAAGAUAAUCUCAGCCAAGCAAACUACGUGUCAGUCGACAGAAGAGCCAGAUGAGAGUAAGCACGCGCUGCUUACGGCCGCAAUCACAUUAACCACGAUCGAGGUAAGCUUAUAUCGUGAAUAG
Molecule: messenger RNA, 684 nt
Organism: Fonsecaea nubica
Lineage: Eukaryota; Fungi; Ascomycota; Eurotiomycetes; Chaetothyriales; Herpotrichiellaceae
Exons: 1
Coding region: 1-684 (227 amino acids)
Source: RefSeq, a predicted model, not a curated record